UAGCCAAAUUAAGCGUCGCAGCACUCAACAACGGAGAACAACGUUUGUCGUGGAUACAAUAGGAAGAUGAACCAAAAAGAAAUCAAAGAUUCCAGUGGAAAGGUAAUUCUGCGAGCAGUGGAAUACGAUGGAAUACUAUUUCCAGCCGAAAUAGCUGGGAAUUUGGAGGAAAAAUUUCGGCAACUGAACAACAUGACAUUUCGAGAUAGUGAUGUAUGUGUGGUGUCAUUUCCAAAAUCUGGAACACACUGGUGUUAUGAAAUAGUGGCUAUGCUAAGAAACAAUACUUCUGAGUUUCAAAUAGUUGUUCCUCCUCUGCUUGACUUGUUUCCAGUAGAAAAACUUAAGCAGGUACCCGAUGGUGUAUAUGUAUCACACUUUAUACCCCGACAUAUGCCAAAGGAUUUCUUGGAACGGCGAUGUAAAAUUAUCCAUAUCUACAGAAAUCCAAAAGACGUCGUUGUUUCAAUGUUUCAUUUCCUAAAGAAAACAAAGAUGGGAGAAAUGCUGAAAGAUAUGGAAUUUGAUGUAUUUUUCGAAAUGUUUAUAACUGGAAAUGUGCCAUCUUCUGGGGGUUCAUGGAUGAACUUUAUAAAAGAGUGGAUGGACUUUACCAACAAAAACACCUCCUACCCAUUCAUGAACAUUUGCUAUGAGGAUAUGAAGAGGGACCUGAAGGGACACGUCAGAAAAAUCUCCAAUUUUCUAGAACUUGAAUCCAGUGAGGAGCUUAUUGAUGAAAUUGCUACAAAAUGCGAGUUUAAGACAAUGUCCGAAUUCAAGAACAGCCAUGUCCCCGAAUUUAUGAGCAAUUUGACCAAUAUAAAGGAUAAACAUAUCAUGUACAGGAAAGGUGAAGCAGGAGAUUGGAAAAAUUGGCUAAAGGUUGCCCAGAGUGAGGCUGUGGAUUCAGAAGUGGAGGUAGCAAACAUUCCUUUGGACAUAAAGUACACCUGAAACAAGCUUUAAUGAUAUUAUUCACCUGAAUAAUUUGCAAUUUCCGAGACUGGAAUCUGAUAAGCAAAAUAUAUGAAUAAAGAAUAUAUUUUUUCGUAGAACUUUAUUUAGUAUGAAAGUAUUGCACGCUUAAAUUCAGUUAAGGUGUGCAAAUGACCAUUUAAAAAAUGUCCACUAAAUUUCAUACUUAUACUGAAGAGAACGUUCUAUGAAGUUUUGUGUAUGUCAACUUCUGAUGAAAAAAAAUGAUAAAAGAUAUUAUUAAAUAUUAAUCAUUAACAGAAAAAAAUCGGUUCUGAAUGUACGAAUCAAAUGUAAGGUAAAUCAUUGUAAGAAAAAAACAGAUAAUUAUUUGGCCCUUGAAAAAAAAUUAGCAUUCUGAAAUCAUUAGAUUAAAUCAAUGUCACCAAUGAUAGUUUCAAAUGAAUGAUUUGAAUUCCACAUAGAUGAUGUAUUAAAGGUACACAGGUAUGAAAUCGCAGGUCACUAAAAAUGAGAAUUUUGAAUUUUGUAGAGUACACUGGCAAUUUUAAUAUUUUGCAUUUGUAGAAGCAAGAAAAUACUUAUUUCAUUAAAAAACAACAAAAGAAUUAUAAAAUCAAAACAUAGACCACAUCAAAGGCUAUAGCUUUCAUGGCAUUUAAAUUUCUAAAUGUAAUUCAUUGUAUUUUUUGUUACAAUGAUAUAUUACAAAUUUUCAUUUUAUUAGCAUUUUUCUGGAAACUGAUUUUUUAAUUCAUCUCUUUCAUACUUUACUUCUGCGAUUUGAUUUGAUGUAAUAUAUUGGCAAAGAUUACAUUUGUACAACAAAGGUGCAGUUUUCGAUGCAUACAAAGCCUCAGUUUGUGACAUGAGUUUUCGAAGAGUUUCUUGUUACUUUUAUGUUUCAAAAUAUCGUAAAAUGAUAUAUUUCAAGGUUAUGUUUUUUUGGCAGGUUAAUACAACUUUAUUCUUAAAAAUAAAGCAUUAUUUUUAUUUAUUCACUUCAUUGAUUUUGCUUGUGACAAGAAAAUUUAAGAUAAGCAUAACUUAACUGAAUUUGGACGUACAUGUACAGUGUCAUAAACAAACACUAAAACUACAGAUUUGUAAUGGAAAGCAUAUAACUAUUUAUAUAUCUGAAGUGGUGCGAAAUACAUGUAUGUAUUUA
Saccostrea echinata is the source of this 2107-nucleotide messenger RNA. Its product is annotated as sulfotransferase 1B1-like. Gene Ontology annotation, molecular function: sulfotransferase activity. The transcript is spliced from 6 exons. NCBI's taxonomy places the organism in Eukaryota, Metazoa, Mollusca, Bivalvia, Ostreida, Ostreidae. The record is from RefSeq and is a predicted model, not a curated record. Gene Ontology annotation, cellular component: cytoplasm. Gene Ontology annotation, biological process: sulfation. The coding region runs from base 67 to 957 and encodes 296 amino acids.